Trichomycterus rosablanca is the source of this 1461-nucleotide messenger RNA. It is a transcript of the gene tp53rk, whose product is annotated as TP53 regulating kinase. The coding region runs from base 15 to 767 and encodes 250 amino acids. Gene Ontology annotation, molecular function: protein serine/threonine kinase activity; ATP binding. Gene Ontology annotation, biological process: protein phosphorylation. NCBI's taxonomy places the organism in Eukaryota, Metazoa, Chordata, Actinopteri, Siluriformes, Trichomycteridae. The transcript is spliced from 2 exons. Gene Ontology annotation, cellular component: cytosol; nucleus; EKC/KEOPS complex. The record is from RefSeq and is a predicted model, not a curated record.
GGUGUGGAGGCAGCAUGGCGCAGGUGGAUGGUGUACCCGCUGUACCCCCGGCUGUACCCCCGGCUGUACCCCCCGUGUUAGAUCAGUAUAAUAUGGGUGAGGCGGUGCUGAUGAAGCAGGGCGCGGAGGCGCGGGUUUACCGGACCACGUUUUUGGGGAGGAGGGCGAUAAUGAAGGAGCGGUUCAGUAAGAAGUACCGACACCCCGCGCUGGAUGAGAAACUGACCCGCCGCAGAACCGCACAGGAGCUCCGGGCCAUCCUGCGCUGUAGAAGAGCUGGUAUCCACACUCCGGUGGUGUACUUCGUCGACCCGAACACCAGCUGCAUCUUCCUGGAGGAGAUCACCGACUCGGUCACCGUCAGAGAGCACAUCGCCGGCGCUCGGGCGUCCGGGCGGGGCACGGACUCCCUGUACCCCCUGGCCCAGGAAGUGGGUCGAGUCCUGGCCAGGAUGCACGACGAGGACGUGAUCCACGGAGACCUGACCACCUCCAACAUGCUGCUGAAGCGCCACGGCGGCGGCGGCGAGGAGCUCAGACUGGUGCUGAUCGAUUUCGGCCUGAGCUACGUCUCGGCCCUGGCCGAGGAUAAAGGCGUGGACCUGUACGUGCUGGAGAAGGCGUUUCUCAGCACGCACCCGAACACCGAGACUCUGUUCCAGAAGGUUCUGAAGAGCUACGCCAGCGCCUCCAAAAAAGCUCCGGCGGUGAUUAAGAAACUGGACGAGGUCAGACUGAGGGGCAGGAAGCGCUCCAUGCUCGGGUAGCGGAAGGUCCGACCACGUACGAUCGAUUCAGCGCUCGCUUCUGUUCUGAGAGGAACCUGUGGAACAUCUCAGACCCAGCAGCACCUCUCAGACUGUUCUGUAAUUGUUGGGCAGUCUAGUGGUUAAGGUACUGGACUAGUAAUCGAAAGGUCACUGGUUCAAGUCCCACCACUGCCAAGUUUCCACUGUUUGGCCCUUAAGCAAGGCCCUUAACCCUCAACCAUCCAUCUAACAUUUACUUAUAUUGGUCAGUGGUAGCUCAGCGAUUAAGAUACUGGACUAGCAAUCAUAAGGUUGCCAGUUCAAGCCCCACCAUUUACAUUUUCAGCAUAUAGCGGACGCUUUUAUCCAAAGUGACUCACAGUUAUGACUGAACACGAUUUUGAGCAGUUGAGGGUUAAGGGCCUUGCUCAGGGGCCCAACAGUGGCAACUUGGUGGUGGUGCGGCUUCUGAUUACUAGUCCAGUACCUUAACCACUGAGCUAUCACUGCUGGGUUGCCACUGUUGGGCCCCUGAGCAAGGCCCUCAUUCAGAACUGUAAGUGGUUUUGGAUAAAUACCACAAAUGUAAAUUAUCGUUGAUUAAAACGCUUCGUUGUGGAGCGACAUUUCUUUCUGUUUGGCGUCGGGCUUCUUAAUAAAACUUUAGUGACGUGAUUGUGGGUGUGAGUUCGAGUCCUGGCCGUGUGGUGAA